CAUCUGUCAUCCAAACCCAAACAUAAACAUUCCAAUUUUGCAAGCAGCAACCUUUUUUCCGCAAGCACAGGAAGAGGAGGGCAAAAUAUGUUUCUCUGAGUAGAGUUACCAGUAUUGCAAUAAACAGGACGUUUUUGUGAAAUACAGCCCUAAAAUGGACAAGCUAACUACAAUCAGCGCUGGUCUGUUUAUGGCGGCGGAUGUGUGUGCGAUCGUUAGUUUGGCCAUGCCCGAUUGGAUUGUGACCAGUGUUGGAGGCGAAACGCGGCUGGGAUUGAUGUGGACGUGCAUGACGCUGUACAACCGGCCGCAGGUUUGCUUCACACCCGAGCUGCAGCCGGAGUGGCUGAUCGCGUUGAUAUGCAUUUUCGUGGGUUGCAUCUGCAUUACCACCACCAUCAUACUGCUGGCGUCCAGCAACUGGGACCGUAAUGUGAUCCCUUAUGCCCGGUGGGUCGGCUUUACUGCAAUGGUGCUGUUCUGUCUUGCGGCCGUCAUAUUUCCGCUUGGAUUCCAUGUGGACGAGAUCGGUGGCCAACCGUACCAUCUGCCCCAUUCGCACCAGGUCGGCAUAUCGUACAUCAUGUUCGUGCUGGCCCUGUGGAUCACGGUCAUAUCGGAGCUGUUUGCGGAGAAGGUGUGCCUGCCGCAGUUUUAAAGGCCCGAGCCGCCCCUGGGCAGCUCCGGCGCACAUAGCGAUGUAUCUCAUCUUUUAUGCUGUAUUAAUAUGUCACCCCCUCUCUCCACCUUUACGCCCCAGUGCUGUAACGUUUCUGAACAAUUGAUGGUACUUCUUGCUUUCCUAGUGAUGGAAUUGAACAAACUAAAAAAAAACCAAAAGAUACAAAUUGUACUUUGCUGUAGCGAUUAAGGAUAGUGUAUUGGAUUAAGAAAUUAGUUAAUAAUUUCCAUUAUUUUGUAUUGGUGAGAAAUAAAUUUGCUGUGCAAUAUUUGUUUUUCCAAAUCCUA
Anopheles coluzzii is the source of this 969-nucleotide messenger RNA. RefSeq lists its product as uncharacterized. The transcript is spliced from 3 exons. The record is from RefSeq and is a predicted model, not a curated record. Gene Ontology annotation, biological process: negative regulation of smoothened signaling pathway. Gene Ontology annotation, cellular component: Golgi apparatus; ciliary membrane. NCBI's taxonomy places the organism in Eukaryota, Metazoa, Arthropoda, Insecta, Diptera, Culicidae. Bases 155 to 658 code for a protein of 167 amino acids.